GACACGGCGGGAACGCGCGGGACCGGGCACGCGCGGGCGGGGAGCGGCCAUGCUGGGCCGGCGCCGAUUCUUCGCCGUGGAGCCUCUCGGCGGCCAGGACAGGGCUGCCAAGGCCCUGGCACAUGGCUGCAUUGUGCCUGGGGUCACCAGUACCUAUAGACGGAUCCCAGACUUGGCUUGUGAGUGCAUGUGGGCCCUCCCAGGAGAGGGCGAGCCAGGGCGGCUUGAGAGGCAGGUGCUGCUUCCCAAGCUGGCCUCCCGAGACUCUGGGGUGGAGAUGGUGGCGGAGGAUAGCCCCCCAGCAACCGUCCCAGGACUUUCUCAGGACUUCCUGAACAUGGAGCCCUCAGGGAACCCUGAGCCCUCAGCCCUUGCUGCCCCGGAGCCCACUGGCCAGCUGGGCCAGCUGCUGGCCAGCCGCAAGUUGGAGCAGGUUCUGAAGCGGUCCCAGGCGCCUCCCCACUUGUCUGCACAGCACUGUGCCUGGCCACCACUGGCACCGAGCACCAGGCCUGGGUGUGCUCUGCCCCUGCUGGGAGCCAGACAGGAGCCCACCGAGGCAGAUGCUGAGCCAGAAGUGGAGGCAGAGGUGGUGGCAGUGGUACCCAGAGCCUGGGCCUGCCUCCCAGGGCAAGGACUUCGCUACCUGGAGCACCUGUGCCUGGUGCUGGAGCAGAUGGCGAGACUGCAGCAGCUCUACUUGCAGCUGCAGACCCAGAGGGCCCCAGAGGAGCCAGAAGAGGAGAAGCCAGCCCUAGCCCCCUCACCUUCCCUUUCAUCUGCCCCAGGCAGUGUGGUAUGGAAGUCAAAGGAGCUGCUAAGCCCAAAAGAGACAGGGACAGAGGCAACCACAGGCUCGAAGGUUGGGAUGCUCAGUGCCAACCCUCCCCGACUGCCAGAGGCCCCAGUGGAACCAACUGACAGCUUUCCGCCCUCACAGGGACACAAAGAUCCCUCCCAUUGGGACAAGAUCAAGGUCCUGCUCAACCGGAUCCACUGGAGGAGCUCUGGACACCCUGAGCCCUCGGUCCUUCCUGGUGCUUGUGGUCCCAGAACUGAGUCCAGGGACCUCCCUGGAAGUCCUCAGUGCCACCCCCAAAGGAAGACUUUGAAGCCAUCGUUAGUGGUUAAGAAACAACGAGCAAAAAACCUUUCUGUAUGCUGAGGCCUUGGCGCAGCUGGUGGCUCUGGCAAAGGGGAUUUGCUGCGGAGUCUUCCUUAUCUUUUCCCCUAUUGCGGCUUCUUGGCACUGCCAGGAAAAGCUACUGAUGUGUGCCCUUCUCCAAGGCGAGGACUGUGUGUCUCACCUGAGCACUGUGGCAGAGGAGCCCUAAUUCCUGGAGAGGUUCCAGGGCCUGGCAGCUUCAGAGCUCUUUUCCCCGAUAGAAAUCCCUGGGCCCAGCCAACACGAACAGUCUUAUUUAUCAUGUCUCAAUGGUCCUGGCAAGAGAAUGUGUCUGGGCUCAGCGUGUUGCAGAUGUGUGGUCACGCAUGAUGAUACAUCUGUAUGGGACUAUCAGGGUGGGUAAUGGCUGUCCCCAACUAUGCCUGCUGGCAUCACGCAUCCAGAGGGCUGGUAACCGGAAGGAUGGAGCUGGGCUUCAUUCCACACAGGGCAGUUCCGGAUCUGGAGUCCUGCCUUCCUCCUCGCGCCUGAACUGGCAGCUCCAGCACCAAGAAGAGUGCUGUCUUGGCUGCCUCUGUAUUAAAGCCUUGCACCUGGAACCCCGAGAGACUGUAGGAAGAAUGGGGAGGAACAGGGGAGGAUCAGGGACCACAUGGGGCACAGCAGGCUAACCUUCAGGGUCAGCUGUCAGUGGCUCUGCUCCGAAGUAGCUUUUACCUGUCACAGCUGAAACCUGAAGCUAGUACCACAUAGCUGUUAGACAAGGUCUCAACGUUUGAGCCAUGGCUUUCCACUUGGGAUAAUGCCUUACCUACCUCACAAACUUGUUAUGAGGAUAAAAUGAGAUGAAACUGUC
This is a messenger RNA of Octodon degus (degu), 1982 nucleotides long. RefSeq names its product chromosome unknown C8orf58 homolog (gene CUNH8orf58). Lineage: Eukaryota; Metazoa; Chordata; Mammalia; Rodentia; Octodontidae. The record is from RefSeq and is a predicted model, not a curated record. The transcript is spliced from 7 exons. The coding region runs from base 50 to 1165 and encodes 371 amino acids.